CAUCGGCCCAAAAAGAGAAAAAGCAUCACUCAUCACAAAGAGCAAUGGCAAGAUCUCUCCUCCUUUUCUUCAUCAUGGCUGAUGCUUUUUUGGUUUUCGCGACGGCAGAUUUGAAGUCAGACUCCCCCGAUUCUUCUUCGACUUCAGCUGUCCGCGGCGCAACGCUGACAGCGGCCCAAGAGACGACGAAUCGGAAGCUUGGGAGACAUCAAAUGAGACUUGAGAUGGCCUUCGGAGGGCCGAGCGCAAGCCCGUCUCGUGCCCUGGCUCAAAGCGAGGCUAGCUCUUCUGAUCUGUCGCCGACUUCGUUGGUCGAGCAAGAGCUCCUUUUGGUGAAACAGAAGCAUCACUCGUCGGCGGAUAAGUCUGUGGCCGGUGGCGGGGUCAUCCUCGGCGGCCUCGCCACGACAUUCUUGGUGGCGGUGUUCUGCUACAUAAGAGCGACGGGAAGACAUAAAUCGGAGUCGGAGGCUGCUAGUAACACGGCUGAUAAUGCCUAGAUUCGCUUCCUCUGGAUUUUAUUUCGUACGUAAAAUGCAUAUAGUCGGAGAGAAUACAAGCCACCUUAUUGAUCA
Messenger RNA from Eucalyptus grandis, 575 nucleotides. RefSeq lists its product as uncharacterized. NCBI's taxonomy places the organism in Eukaryota, Viridiplantae, Streptophyta, Magnoliopsida, Myrtales, Myrtaceae. The transcript has a single exon. The coding region runs from base 45 to 500 and encodes 151 amino acids. The record is from RefSeq and is a predicted model, not a curated record.